AGAGGCGACCAUUAAAAUAAAUUGGGGGUUUGACAAGCUUUUAUGGGAAGAGCUGACACACUCAACCGACAGCGCGAGAGCUAGAGAGAGAGCGAGCAGCGAAUCGACACCGACUUUUAUGGAGUUUCUUCAGUUGCCUCAGUAACAGUCUUUUUUCUUUUUCUUUAAAACAAGUAUCAGCGGGAAAAACAAUCAAGUCAAAUAAUGGCUUCUAGAGUGGGUUUCCCCGUCAACUCCACCACCCCAAUAAACCCCAAUAUGAACCCUAUGAACCCAAGUCACAGCAGCGCCAUGAGAAUGCCAGCAAUGCCGCAGAAUUCACCCUACAGAGGGCUGACCAGCACACCGAACCAGUACCACCAACGCCCAAGCAUGCCACCUAACCGAGGAGUGCCAAUGGGGGGCAUGGGGUCAAUGGGUUCCACCCUGCCUGGUCCAUCUUAUAGUGGAGCCAUGCCCAUGCGACCCGUGAUGUCUCAAGCUCCAAUGGACCCCACUCGCAAAAGACUCCUUCAACAGCAGCAGUCAGGGGGCCUUAUGGGUCCCAGAAGGGGGGUCAAAAGGCGUAAGAUGGCUGACAAAGUGCUCCCACAGAGGAUCAGGGAUCUGGUCCCAGAGUCUCAGGCUUACAUGGACCUUCUGGCCUUUGAGAGAAAGCUGGAUCAGACCAUCGCUCGCAAACGCAUGGAGAUACAGGAGGCCAUCAAAAAGCCUAUCACGCAAAAACGCAAGUUGAGAAUCUACAUUUCCAACACCUACACACCUCCCAAACCAGAGGGGGAGGAGGCUGACAAAGUGGCAUCCUGGGAACUCCGAGUGGAGGGCAAACUCCUGGAGGAUCCUGGGAAACAGAAGAGAAAGUUUUCAUCCUUCUUUAAAAGCCUGGUCAUUGAACUGGACAAAGAACUUUAUGGCCCAGACAACCACUUAGUGGAGUGGCACAGAAUGCCCACAACUCAGGAGACGGAUGGCUUUCAGGUAAAGAGACCAGGUGACGUGAAUGUGAAAUGCACUCUGCUUCUCAUGCUGGACCAUCAGCCUCCGCAGUAUAAGCUGGAUCCUCGUCUUGCUCGACUCCUGGGCGUCCAUACUCAGACCAGAGCUAGUAUCAUGCAGGCCCUGUGGCUCUACAUCAAAAACAACAAGCUGCAGGACUGCCAUGAAAAAGAGUACAUUAACUGCAACCGAUACUUCAGACAGAUUUUUGGCUGCUCCAGGAUGAGGUUUUCGGAUAUCCCCAUGAAGCUCGCUAGCCUCCUUCAACACCCUGACCCCAUCGUCAUCAACCAUAUCAUCAGUGUGGAUCCCAAUGAUCAGAAGAAGACUGCGUGUUUUGACAUUGAUGUUGAGGUGGAUGACCCACUUAAGGCUCAGAUGACCAGUUUCCUGUCAUCAACCACCAAUCAGCAAGAGAUCGCUGCCCUGGAGAUGAAGAUCCAUGAGACCAUUGAAUCCAUCAACCAGCUGAAGACCCAAAGAGACUUUAUGUUGAGCUUCAGUAAAAACCCACAGGAGUUCAUCCAGGACUGGCUCAAGUCUCAGAGCCGAGACCUCAAGUUAAUGACAGACACUGUGGGGAACCCAGAGGAGGAGCGGAGAACUGAGUUUUACCACUCACCCUGGGUCACAGAAGCAGUUGGACGCUACAUUUUUUCAAAGGUCCAACAGAGACGACAGGAAUUGGAACAGGUACUAGGAAUCCGUCUCACUUAAGAGUCAGACUCCAAAUGUGCUGACACUCGAGGAAUACAGCUGGUAAUGAAGCUUUCUGUUUGAGAUUGAAUAGAAACACUUCAUAUAGAUGUUUUUGGGUGUGAGUAUUGUUUGGAAAUUUUGAACAUAUUGCACUGUUAUAAACAGCUUGUCAUUUGCAGCAUUUGCAGAUUGUACCGUGACACAUUUCUGCUCGACAAAUCUAAAAUGCUGUUACAAAGUUUAACUGGAACUCUUCAGUUAUAUAUCCUUCUCAUUUAAUUCAUUUACCGAGCUUCUCUUGUGUAUUCUGAAAAUGUAAUAUGAAAAUAAGCCAUCUAUUUCAUGUUUGUCAGUUUUUUGCUUUUUUUUUUUUUACACAAGUGUCAAUUUUUUAUUGCAUCCUGUUCUUGUUUAUCUAUAUUUUGUAAAUUUUACAGUAUGAUGUACUGUAUGUUGUUGUCAGCUAAAACCCUACAGAUAACAACAGAUGCAAACAGAUGUCUGUGUGCCAUUUUAUUUUUCUUUACUUAUGAUGAAGUAGACUAGUAUGAAAAGGAAUUUUUUUGGUUUGUUUUUUCCUAUAAUACACAAUAUUCUGGAUUUUUCUAUUUGGUCUCUCAGGAAAAUAUGUGCUGCGCUAUUCAAGAUCCAUGUUUGCUUGUCCCAAUGCGAAAUGAAGCACAUUUGGUAGCACAGAUGUUCCAGUUCACUAUACCAGACUUGUUGUCUUCAUCUUGUUUGUGUUUGUUGUUUACAGAUACACACACACACACAUAUAUAUAUAUAAUAUUAUUUUUAUUUUUUUUGUACAACAGUGCUCUGAUUUGUGAAUGAUUGAGCUUAGUUGUGUAAGCCAUCAGUAUAUUCUUAUGUUUCAGGUUUUCAAAGCCAUAUUUUGGAGUUUUUAAUUGGUUUAAUAUUAUAGUGUUCAGGAUGUACUUCUACAUUCCAAACCCCAGUUGGGAAUUUUCUGUUUGAGUGUUGGAUUUAUUAAUAUGUUGCUAUUCAUGUUGGUGUAGUCAAUUCUGCUUUUGCAAGUAUUAAUGGUUGCAAGUAGAAUAUUCUGGGUUCAAUACUAUAAGCUUUAUGGACUGCAUCUGUGGCAUGCAUUUGACUACACUUAAUCUGUUGAUUAUCCCUCAGUUAUUAAAAAGAAACGAUGUGCUUGCAAUUGAAAUCUUUGGACUUCUAGUGCUUUUCUGUGGUACGAGUAGAAAAUAUUUUUGAUGUCAAUAGAGCUGAACUUGUAUUGAACCCGGAAUAUUCCCUUUUAAUGGUUUAAUUUUGUUUAUAACCUAAUUUCUCAGACAGUUUUAUUGCUGAUCUGAAAUGCAACAAGCUCUUAAUCUUUUUUUUUUUUUUUUUUUGUUAAUGCAAUUAAUUUCAUACAACUUAAAGGUGCUGUAAACAAAUUAUUUUAUUUUAUGAAAUGACAAGCAGAAAAUGCUUCUAUUUCCUGAAAGAUAUUAAUGAAAUGGGUACAAUGAAAUAUCACACCUGUCUCUGUAAAUGGUGAAAAAAGCAACUGGCUGUGGACUGCGGUCAGUUUGACUUGUCAAUACACGCCAAGUUUGAGAACGCUGUUUCGCUAAGUGAAGUUCUAGAACUGUUAAAAUCGCUUACAACACCUUUUAAGUUCUGCUUUAUAUUUAUAUAUCAAUCAAUUUUUAUACUAUUUUUAACUGGGAAAUUGGAGUAUUUUAAACAAUAAAGUUGUUACACAAAGGGGAA
Molecule: messenger RNA, 3426 nt
Organism: Myxocyprinus asiaticus (Chinese sucker)
Lineage: Eukaryota; Metazoa; Chordata; Actinopteri; Cypriniformes; Catostomidae
Gene: smarcd2
Product: SWI/SNF related, matrix associated, actin dependent regulator of chromatin, subfamily d, member 2
Exons: 13
Coding region: 205-1713 (502 amino acids)
Biological process (GO): regulation of transcription by RNA polymerase II
Cellular component (GO): nucleus; SWI/SNF complex
Source: RefSeq, a predicted model, not a curated record